Molecule: messenger RNA, 678 nt
Organism: Coniophora puteana RWD-64-598 SS2
Lineage: Eukaryota; Fungi; Basidiomycota; Agaricomycetes; Boletales; Coniophoraceae
Product: WD40 repeat-like protein
Exons: 2
Molecular function (GO): protein binding
Source: RefSeq, a predicted model, not a curated record
AUGUUGCCAGACGCACACUCGACGCCCGAUGCAGGCGACGCACCCCGCCCCUUCGCAGGCCAUGCAGGAAAGAUCACUGCUAUCGAGUACUCUCCUGACGGCCGACACAUCGCAACUGCAUCCAAGGAUGCUACUGUGCGCCUCUGGGAUCCUUUGACAGGUCAGGAGCUCCAGAAGCUCGACACGACUUACCGAGCGGAAGACAGCGUGCAGUGGUUCCCCGACGGACGUCACUUCAUCAGUAGCAGCAUGUGCGACGACUACAUCCGUACCUGGGACACUGAAACGGGAGAGCAAGUCCGCGAGUACUUCUUCCGUGGCGGCUCAUGCAUUGCUCUGUCACCCGAUGGCACGUUGCUAGCAGCUGGUUCUGCCUGCUACUCUGGGUCCGUCAUAUUCUUCAACACUAAGACGGGUGAUGAGCAUGUGCAUUCUCUUGAUGGCCCCAGUCGGGCGUGUCGCAGAGUGCUGUUUUCGCCCAAUGGUUCAACACUCGCCAUUGUACUUGACGAUGCGUACGAGAAGAACCUUUGUAUCGUUUUCAAUGUUCUCGGUGAUUGCAAGACGGUAUUUGUGCAGCACACAUCCAAAGUCCUGGAUGUUGCGUUCUCACCAAACGGAGAGCAGUUUUCAUACACCACUACAGAUGACGACAUCCCUAUCUGCAGUACUUCGUCG